Molecule: messenger RNA, 5614 nt
Organism: Scomber scombrus (Atlantic mackerel)
Lineage: Eukaryota; Metazoa; Chordata; Actinopteri; Scombriformes; Scombridae
Gene: top2b
Product: DNA topoisomerase II beta
Exons: 36
Coding region: 461-5293 (1610 amino acids)
Biological process (GO): DNA topological change; resolution of meiotic recombination intermediates; sister chromatid segregation
Cellular component (GO): nucleus
Molecular function (GO): ATP binding; DNA topoisomerase type II (double strand cut, ATP-hydrolyzing) activity; DNA binding
Source: RefSeq, a predicted model, not a curated record
UGUAGAUGGCGGAGCCGGACAGUGGGUGCUGCUGUUAGCUAAUAUUCGUUUUAUUUCUAAAUGAAAUGUAUUUUUGUUUUUUUAGAGCAUUUCAGUUAAACAACUCUUAUAUUCCGCUCGGCUUUCACAUGGAAUUAUAACCGUAUUUAACGUGCGCGUUUUGUACAGUAUUUAUUGUGCAGCAAAUAGCUCUGUUAGCAUCUUUGUUGGAAGUUUAGGCCUACUGUGCCUCCGCUUGUCGAUUUUAACAAAAGCCGUGAUACACUCCCCUCUCCUGUGCUUGUUUUCAUACCUUCAAAGGACUACCUUUUUUAAAAGCGAACGGAACAUGGGAGAUAAGCAGGUCUUGGUCACUUACAGCUACUGAGACAUUUGUUAUGUGGACGGACAUUUUAAUAUAGCUGGAACUGAAGACAUUUUGCGAGCUACAUCACAAAAAAAAUUGAGAUCACAAAGGAAGAUGUCCAACGGCGCAGCAGGAAGCGGGGGUCUGGCUUGGUUGGAGGCGACGAAUGGCAGAGGUGAUAGUGGCAAGAUGGAAGGAGCCAAGAAAGACAAGGCCGGCUCCAAGUUGUCUGUGGAGAGAGUGUACCAGAAGAAGACCCAGCUAGAGCACAUCCUUCUCCGUCCAGACACCUACAUCGGCAGUGUGGAUCCCAUCACCCAGCAAAUGUGGGUUUUUGAUGAAGAAAUCGGAAUGAACCAGAGAGAAAUCACAUACGUCCCCGGACUCUACAAGAUCUUUGAUGAAAUACUGGUGAACGCAGCAGAUAACAAACAAAGGGACAAGAACAUGACAGCCAUUAAGAUCACCAUUGAACCUGAGAACAACACCAUCACUAUCUGGAACAAUGGUAAAGGAAUCCCUGUGGUGGAGCACAAGGAUGAGAAGAUGUACGUCCCAGCCCUCAUUUUCGGCCAGCUGCUCACCUCCAGCAACUAUGAUGAUGAUGAGAAAAAGGUCACAGGUGGAAGGAACGGGUACGGUGCUAAACUUUGCAAUAUCUUCAGUACCAAGUUCACCGUGGAAACUGCCUGCAAGGAGUACAGACACAGCUUCAAACAGACGUGGCAGAACAACAUGAGCAAGACAGCCGAUCCCAAGAUCAAGUUCUUCGACGGAGAGGAUUUCACCUGCGUGACGUUCCAGCCGGACCUGUCCAAGUUCAAGAUGGAGAAACUGGACAGGGACAUCGUAGCGCUGAUCACCCGCAGAGCAUACGAUAUAGCCGGCUCCUGUAAGGGGAUUAAAGUCACACUGAACAGCAAGAAGUUACCUAUUACCGGGUUCCGCAGCUACGUGGAUCUGUACGUGAAGGACAAACUGGACGAGACGGGCGUAACCCUGAAGGUGGUGAAUGAAACUGUGAAUGAUCGGUGGGAGGUCUGCCUCGCCAUGAGCGAGAAAGGAUUCCAACAAAUCAGCUUCGUCAACAGCAUCGCCACCACCAAGGGCGGCAGACACGUCGACUAUGUGGUGGAUCAGAUAGUAUCCAAACUUAUUGAAGUGGUGAAGAAGAAGAACAAGGCAGGAGUGACAGUCAAACCUUUCCAGGUGAAAAACCACAUCUGGGUGUUUGUGAACGCACUGAUCGAGAAUCCCAGCUUUGACUCCCAGACCAAGGAGAACAUGACACUCCAGACCAAGAGCUUCGGGUCUAAGUGCCUUCUGUCAGAGAAGUUCGUCCGGGCUGCGACCAAUUGCGGGAUCGUGGAAAGUAUACUCAACUGGGUGAAAUUCAAAGCUCAGACGCAGCUCAAUAAAAAGUGCUCAUCUGUGAAGCACAGCAAGAUCAAAGGCAUCCCCAAGCUAGAUGACGCCAACGAUGCCGGUGGAAAGCACUCCUCUGAAUGCACACUCAUCCUCACUGAAGGAGACUCAGCCAAAUCUCUGGCCGUCUCUGGUCUGGGAGUCAUCGGGCGAGAUCGCUACGGAGUGUUCCCGCUGAGAGGAAAGAUCCUGAACGUGCGAGAAGCAACACACAAACAGAUCAUGGAAAAUGCUGAGAUUAACAACAUCAUCAAAAUCGUUGGCCUCCAAUACAAGAAGAGCUAUGAUGACGCAGAGUCUCUGAGGAGCCUGCGAUAUGGCAAGAUCAUGAUCAUGACAGAUCAGGAUCAAGAUGGCUCCCACAUCAAAGGUCUGCUCAUCAACUUCUUCCACCACAACUGGCCGUCACUGCUCAAACACACAUUCCUGGAAGAGUUCAUCACACCCAUUGUCAAAGCGACCAAGAAUAAGCAAGAGAUGGCCUUCUACAGCAUUCCAGAGUUUGAUGAGUGGAAGAAACAGACAGAAAACUAUAAAACAUGGCAUGUAAAGUACUACAAAGGUUUGGGUACAAGUACAAGUAAAGAAGCAAAGGAAUACUUUGCUGACAUGGAGAAGCACCGCAUCAUGUUCAGAUACAGCGGAGCAGAGGACGACGCUGCAAUCACUUUGGCCUUCAGUAAAAAGAAGACAGAUGACAGGAAGGAGUGGCUGACAAACUUCAUGGAGGACAGACGUCAGAGGAGGAUGCACGGCCUACCAGAGCAAUACCUGUAUGGAACUCAGGCCAGGCACCUGUCAUACAAUGACUUCAUCAACAAGGAGCUGAUUCUGUUCUCCAACUCUGACAAUGAGAGAUCUAUUCCAUCACUGGUUGAUGGUUUAAAGCCGGGUCAGAGGAAGGUGCUGUUCACCUGCAUGAAGAGAAACGACAAGAGGGAGGUGAAGGUGGCGCAGCUCGCCGGUUCAGUGGCAGAGAUGUCUGCUUACCAUCACGGAGAGCAAGCUCUCAUGAUGACCAUUGUGAACUUGGCUCAGAACUUUGUGGGCAGCAACAACGUCAACAUCCUGCAGCCUCUCGGUCAGUUUGGUACUCGAAUCAAUGGAGGCAAAGAUGCUGCCAGCCCUCGUUAUAUCUUCACCAUGCUCAGUCCUCUCGCCAAGCUGCUGUUCCCAGCUGUGGACUCCAACCUGCUCAAGUUCCUGUAUGAUGACAACCAGAAGGUGGAGCCCGAGUGGUACAUUCCCAUCAUUCCCAUGGUGCUGGUGAACGGCGCUGAGGGCAUCGGGACAGGCUGGGCGUGUAGGAUCUCCAACCACGACCCCCGAGAGAUCGUCAACAACAUCCACCGCAUGCUCAAAAACCAGGACCCCCUGCCCAUGCUUCCCAAAUACAAGAACUUCAAAGGGGUGCUCCAUGAACUGGGUCAGAACCAGUACCUGGUCAGUGGAGAGAUCUCAGUCAUAGACAAGAACACCGUCGAAAUCACAGAGCUGCCUGUUCGGACAUGGACACAGUCCUAUAAGGAGUCAGUGCUGGAGCCCAUGCUGCAGGGCACCGACAAAACACCAGCUCUCAUCAACGACUAUAAGGAGUACCACACAGACAGCACGGUCAAGUUUGUGGUUCGUAUGUCUGAGGAGAAACUAGCCCAAGCUGAAGCAGUCGGACUCCACAAAGUCUUCAAGCUGCAGUCCAGUCUCACUUGCAACUCCAUGGUGCUGUUUGAUCAGAUGGGAUGUAUGAAGAGAUACGAUUCAGUCCAGGACAUCCUAAAAGAGUUCUUUGAUCUCCGCCUGCACUACUACAAGCUGAGGAAGGACUGGUUGGUGGGCAGUCUGGGAGCUGAAGCAGCCAAACUGUCCAACCAGGCUCGCUUUGUGCUGGAGAAGAUCGAAGGAAAAGUAUCUAUCGAGAACAAAUCCAAGAGAGACCUGAUCCGCAUGCUGGUCCAGAAAGGCUACGAGUCUGAUCCUGUAGCUGCCUGGUCCAGAGCUCAGGAGAAGGCUCUAGAAGAAGAAGACCGGGACGGAAACGACAGCGACAGCUCGAUAGACUCCGGCUCCUCAUCAGGACCAAACUUCAACUACAUCCUCAACAUGCCUCUGUGGUGCCUCUCUAAAGAGAAGGUGGACGAGCUGCUCAAACAGAGGGACCUAAAGAGAGCAGAGCUGACUAAUCUGCAGAAGAAAUCUCCAGAAGAUCUGUGGCAGGAGGACUUGGCAGUGUUCAUUGAGGAGCUGGAUACCCUGGAGGCUCAUGAGCGAGAAGAGCAGAAUUUAGGAAAGGCCAUCAAGAUGGUGAAGGGUAAAGUGGGCAAACCUAAAGCGAAGAAGUUGAACCUGGAGGAGACCAUGCCCUCGCCGUUUGGCCGCAGGGUGGAUCCUCCAACUCAGGCAAUCAAGUCUGACUCCGCCAAGAAGAUGACCAAAAAGAAGAAGAGUGACUUGGACCCGGCGGUGAAGUCGGAGUUUGAUGACGAAGGUUUGGGAGGAGAAGCAGGAACAGGAGGAACAGGAGAAAACUCUGUGACCAAACCCAAAACUCCUCGUGUUAAGAAGGAGAAGAAAGAACCAGCAACUCCCAGAGUGAGAAAAACUCCAGCAUCCAAAACUACCCCAGCUAAGAAGGUGAAGAAGAGGAACCCCUGGUCUGAGGAUGAGUCAAAGUCAGACAGCGACGCGGAGGAAGCCAAACCCGUCAUCCCCAGAGAGACCAAGUCCCAGAGGGCAUCAGCGUCGAAGCCAAAAUACACGUUUGACUUCUCAGAGGAAGAGGAGGCUGAUGAAGAGGAGAACGGAGACGACGAUGCGGUUACUUCUCCAGUGAGGUUGUUCAAAGAUGACUUCUCUACAUCUGACACCAAGCGUUACAGCGACCAUGAUGAUGACGAAGACGACAACGAGAUCUCCUACUCUCCCCCCAAACAAAAGACCACGUCUACACCAGUAGCAAAAAAGAAACCAGAGACCACCAGCAUCUUCUCAUCCAAGUCAGCCUUCUCUGAAAAGAGCAAUGACAGUGAUGGGUCCAAAUCUGACAGCGAAGAUGACAACGGCCCAGCGUUCUCCACAUACUCCAGCAGCUCUGCUUUUGACAAAGUAUCACCAGCAAAGAAAGCAGCUAAGAAGCCAGCAGAUGCAACUCCUAAACCUAAGAAGACUCCAACACCAAAAGCAAAGAAACCAGAUAAAUCCAUCUGGGACUCCGACUCUGACACUGGGUCCAAGAAGCCAACACCAGCUCUGAAAGGUAAAGGCAGAGGGAGGAAGAGGAAGGGCUCUGGCUCUGAAGAUGAGUACAGUCCAAUGAAGAAAACACCAAAACCUGUUGGCAGUGGCAGAAAGCCUCAGAAACCUCCCUCUGAUGUUGAUGAUGAUGAUGAUGUGGAAGAUGACAGCAACAACCUGAGUGUUAUGAACGCUCUGUCCCGUGACCGGUCGGGCCGGGCCAAGAGAGAGGUCAAAUACUUUGUUGAGUCAGACAACGAGGAAGACGAUGAUGACGACAUGUUUGAUUAAAGCAACUUUCGAUCACAUUCAAACACACUCCGCUUGUAUGGAAGUUUACUCCUCCUUCUGUGUUCCCACAGACUUUUGUACAUUUCCUGUUUCAUUUUAUUUUCAUUAAUGGUGAUGUUGAAUAAUUUUUAAUGUGUAGUUGUUUUACACUUUUUAUUAUACAUAUACAGGUUUCAUUUUUUUAUGCUCAUUGAAAUGUUCUGUAUUUGUCUGAAGCAGCUUUUAGAAGUUUAGAAUGCUGUGCUUUAGCACAUUUUAAUUGUUAAAAUACUAUGUAACUUUUUGAACAUGAAGUUGAAAAAAGUAAACAAUGAAAUGUGG